Molecule: messenger RNA, 867 nt
Organism: Cyclocybe aegerita
Lineage: Eukaryota; Fungi; Basidiomycota; Agaricomycetes; Agaricales; Hemipholiotaceae
Source: the annotation of a GenBank genome assembly
AUGUCAGAGACCAUUCACGACUGCGGUUCCACCUCAAUUCCUCUCAGAUUGCCUCUCGAGCUUGAACGAGACAUCUUCGAGAUCGCUGCCUAUAAAGACCUGGGUAGUGCAUACCAUUUUCUGCUCGUCGCAAAGAGGGUGUACCAAUGGAUUGAGCCGAUGGUUUACAGAGUGUUGCUGAGGUUCAACGCACGUCUGGGGCGAAAGUCGCGACCAUAUCCACUUCUUUACCAAUUUGAAGAGCCCCGCCAAGAGCCUUCCCCCCGUCUAAAACAAGUCUCCGCCUACACCACCCACCUUCUUCUCCAAGAUAUUUGCGCUGAUGUCGCCAUUAGCAUCCUUAAGCUGUACAACAACCUGGAAGACCUCGCUCUCUGGGCCAUUUCAGGGCCAUAUCGACCUCUCGCACGCACAUUGACCACACUCAAACUCCAGCGACUCUCAAUUAGCCUCCACUUCCUCCUCCUUCAAGACAGUAGCUUCAAGUUUGAUCCCACACUUUUUCCGCACCUGACACAUCUGGAAAUCGUCGACGCUGCUGGAGAGUUGGACAGAGUCUGGAGCAAACUCCACCUGCUGCCUCGUCUCUCCCACUUGGCCUUGAGUACACCAUUCUUCGAUAUAAUAUCGGAUAUUAGGAAUGCCGUCGACACCCUCCUCCAUGACUCAUUGACUCUAAAAUUCUUGAUACUCUGCUCUACGUUGGAGUUCGACUUUGGACGUGAGGACCCUCGCGUGGUGCUCUUCGACGCUUCUAGGUUGUCAAUCGACGACUGGGAACAUGGGGCCCGUGGUGGGCGAGAUCUUUGGACGAUAGCAGAGGGCCUGCAGCGCGAGCGACAGCAAAGUGAAAACGCAAGGUGCUGA